AUGGCUAGUCCCCCACCACUCUCUCCUUCUUUGGUUCCAAAACAACCCAAACCUGCCUUCUCUGCCCCUCAAUCACCUGAACAUGCCGCGUCUGGAUUCUCUGAAGAAAAAUACAAGAAACUCAAACGCAAAUUGCGUGAGAUUAUGGAGAUCAAUGAGUCCAUGAACAGAGACUAUACACGUACGAAAAAGAAGAUUCGAACCUUGACAUUUGAAAGAAAUCUCUUACUAGACAAUAUUGCACGUAUGGAAGGUCAAUCGUCAGAAGAAAGCAACAGUGACCUAAGUGAAAUAUCUGAUUUUGAAUCUGAAUCCGAAGACGUGCUGGCCUCCACGUCAUCCAAAUCUACACGUGUAGCACGACGCGUGACUAUUCACAAAGACAAACGCGACCCAUCGUCUGUUCUGUCUUCGCCCAACCUGAGCCCAACCAGACACCGCGAUCUCGCUACUGUGGCUUCUGCACCUCCUAAACGUUCAAAGCUCUCUAGAAUUGCAGUCAAGACACGCAGAGUUCAACCCAUUGAACGUGAUGAGACAGGCCACCCAAAGUUACCACAGCAGAUUGGUGUUUUGACAGUACUUGAUCUGGGUAAGAUUGUCAGUGACCGGGAUACAUUCCACAAUGAGCGCUACAUUUUUCCUGUCGGGUACACCGUCUCGAGAACCUAUCCGAGCAUGUCUGACCCUACGAGCAACACUGUAAUCACAUCAACCAUUCUUGACGGUGGGGACGGACCUCGCUUCCAUGUCGUCGCAGCUGAUGCACCAGAACCCAUUAUUGCCAAUUCUGCUACUGGAGCAUGGACUGUAGUAGUGCGCAAAUCGAACGAGAUCCGUAACAGAGAACACUCCAAUUCUGCCAGUGGGCCUGAUUACUAUGGGUUCAAGCACCCAACUAUUGCCAAAAUGAUCCAGGAUCUACCCGGAGCUGAGAAUCUUAAACAUUAUGUCUGGCAAAACUUUGAGGAAAUGGAACCUAGGGCUGCAAAGGGUGUUAUGGCUGCUGCCGAGAAAAAACGUGGUAAUCUCGAACAGAUGGGAAAUGCUAAUAGACGACCACCUCUUAUGGAUGGUAUUCAUGACGAUGAAUCUAUGGAAGACGAACAAGAAGAUAUACCAGCAAUUGCUUCUUCUUCUGAUCCUUUAAUUAUGGCCGAUGCAGAGCUUGCCAUGGCAGACGAUGAUGAAUUCGAUGAAGACGAAGAAUUUCCAGCACGGCAUCACAUUCAACACCAAAACCAACACCAACACCACCAACAUCAGCAUCACCAUCAGCAUCAACCACAACACCAUCAGCAUCAUAACCCUUACCAAGCUCAAAUCCCUAUCAACAAUGUCAAUGAAGAUAUGGACGAAGAAGUAGACCAAUUGAAUGCUAGUGAUGAAGACUAAUUCUCAAAAAUUCUAUUAUUUUAUACAUAUUUCGAGUCUAUCUUGCCUUCUUAUUUUGUCCACACUAUUAUUCUCUUAUUACUUUACUUUUUUUUUAUUUAGAUAUUUUAGCCAAAGUAAAAACCCUCCAAAAAAAUGUGGGAAUUCAAUAUCAAUAAAGCACUGCCUUUUUUUUAAAG
Molecule: messenger RNA, 1574 nt
Organism: Phycomyces blakesleeanus NRRL 1555(-)
Lineage: Eukaryota; Fungi; Mucoromycota; Mucoromycetes; Mucorales; Phycomycetaceae
Exons: 5
Coding region: 1-1395 (464 amino acids)
Biological process (GO): regulation of cell cycle
Cellular component (GO): nucleus
Source: RefSeq, a predicted model, not a curated record